GACAACAUGUGUCAGUCAUUCCAUGCUGGCCGGGGUGCUCGUUUGCUGCCGAAAUCCAGAUUAAUUUAGAUAUUUAUGUAUAUCGUUAUACAUAUGCAGUGAAGAGUUAAUUUUCUGCAUAGUUAUUCACUGUUAGAAAUUUGGUCCUGGUGUAGUCACGCAGUGAAUAUUAAGAAAUGUCGGGUUUUAUCCCGGUGCCACAAAAUGAAGGUGGAGCCACUAAAGGACACCUUGACACGGAGUGGUACGAAUUUCGGAGGACGGAUGGAUCCUUAAAGUGGCCACAAGUUGUCGGGGGCAUAAUUGGCGUACUCUUCCUGAUUGGAUUGAUCGUGUUGAUUGUGUUUCUGAUUAUUGGAUUUAUUGGAACGAUAAGUUUUGGCACGACCCCCGCCAUCCAGUACAUUUCACGGGAUGCAGAAAAUUUCAGGGUAAGAUGUUCUGCAACCAGUAGCAAUGAAAAGUUUGUGGUGAAGAUAACCUGGAAAAUUGAUGAUGAUCGAGAUCCCAACGAUUUUCCUCAAGAUAUGGUCCUGCAGGAAGAUGGCUCCCUAAUAAUUUAUCACCCGAGUCAGGAACGUGACGAAAAACGGAAAUAUAUCUGUGUCGCUACCGCAACUGAGGAUGACAAGUACAAGGAGGAGAAAAAGAUGCAAAUCAAUUUACGAAUUAAGCGACCACCGCGAUUCAUUAAGACAGAGUCGCGACCAAAACAACUCACCCUAACGUACGGGGAGAAGGGUCAAAUUAACUGCGUCGUGGAUGCCCAGCCCCCCGCGACAUGGACGUGGAAAUGCGGUGGGGUCGAGAUCAAUAAUGAUAAUCCGUUCAAGGAUAAAUUCAGCGUUAUCAAUACCGAGAACGAAUCAACCCUGAAGUUCGAAUACAUCCCGGAACUAUUUCGACGUGGAGGCUGCUCCUGCCAACCCCAUAACGAGGUCUCCACCCACAUAAUAACUCUCCACACGAACGUCACCCUGUUCUACCCACCGGUUAAGCUGCACCAAGCCACCUUCCGCGGCGACACGACUGUCCGACUGAUCACUUACCGGGACGAGGAUAAGGGUCCGCCAGACACGAAUAUGUGCUUCUUCCUCCAAUACAAGAUCUCCGACGAGGAGGUUGACGACGAGUGGAAGUUUGCAGAAAGGGUUUUGACCAAUUUGGACUUCGACGUGAAGAAAUGCACAAUUGAAAAGUGGAAAGAGUGGAGAAUUGAUGGAUUCAAUACGCGUGAAGUGUUUGACCAUUUGAACGUUGUGGGUUCCGCACAUUUUGACCUGCACGGACUCCAGCCUUCAACCGGCUACGAUGUCAGAGCGAUGGCCGUCAGCGUGGAAAAUGGGAACGUUCCGCACAUCAGGCUGAGCGAUACGACUCAUUUCGUUACAAAGGGAUCGAAACAACUCAGCGAUAAUAAUUAAGUUCGUGUAUAAUUCACGAAUCUAAACCUGUACGGAAGAUACAUAUUUACAUAUAUAAAUAUUUACAUACAUACAUAUCCUGAGCUUGAUCCAAAUGUGAUUUUAAUAUCUUUACAAGGUUUACAAUUUUGUGUUGUCAUAAUAAUUACUUCAAAAGUUAGUUUAUUUCGGCAAGGCGCAAAUUUAUGAAAAAUUAAAUCCAAGCUGUUUUAAUUGGUACAUAUUUUGCCAAAAUUCAGUGCUGAACAUUUCUCAGUUAACGCUUCACUUGCAGAUAUUCCUUAAGUUUAUAUAUAAGGUUAAAAACAUUAAUUUACAUUAUUCAAUACUAAAAAUAUCGAUAAUUAUUAUUCGGUUUUAUUCAUUUCAACAGAAAAAUGUAUUCACAAAGUAGUCACAAUUACUUCAUAUUACUCGGAUUCACUAUUAAUUAAUUUUUGUAGCAUACAUAGAUACAUACAUACAUACAUACAUACACGAGAACGGGUACAUACAUAUGCAUACUCUUAAAAACCCUGUGUUAAUCGUCACCACGCGGUGUGCAUGUGUGACUUCACCAAUUAAGUGCUUAUAAUGUUUUUCACCGCAUGGUGAUAAGUCUUGCCCGCAUGGUCACAAAUUGUCACUGGCUUGGGUUAAUUUUAUCACAAUUAAAUGAGAAACAUCAUCCCCGCGGGGUGAAAUCACAGAUGUAUAUCCAUACCGUUCGUAGAGGAUUAACACCGCGUUUUUAAGAGUGUAUAUACCGCUUAGGAUUAGUUGUGCAGACGCAAACGUAUUUAUCAACGGAGGAUAGAGAAGUGAUCCUGUUUCAAUGUCUGACAUUAAAAUAGAAAGCUAUGUACUGUAAAUUUAUUCAAAUGUUUGUAUGUGUCUGUAAGCUACAAUUUGACAGACUUUACGCUGAAGUGAACGACUUAACAUACGCGGAUUACGAAAGUAAUAAAAUUUAGCUAAAUAUAA
Messenger RNA from Folsomia candida, 2387 nucleotides. RefSeq lists its product as uncharacterized. NCBI's taxonomy places the organism in Eukaryota, Metazoa, Arthropoda, Collembola, Entomobryomorpha, Isotomidae. The transcript is spliced from 8 exons. Bases 177 to 1424 code for a protein of 415 amino acids. The record is from RefSeq and is a predicted model, not a curated record.